UCCUUGCAUUACACCAGAGCCCUCCAAGAGCAAGAAAAUCAAGAAAUCAACAAGAAGAUAUGAUCCAUAAAACCCCAGCUCUAACAUGCACUGCGAUCCUCACACUACUCCUAACCUUUUCACCAGUAACAGUUUCAGUAACUGAUCUCUAUGACAACCCACAGGACCCAACAAUCCUCCAAGUCACAGACAAUCCUACCCUUAACAACAGGAAGUUCAUGAAAAAUGGUCUUAACCUUCUGGGAACUGAAGAGAAGUUCAAGAUGUUUAUAAAAGAGCACAACAAAGAAUAUGCAACUAGAGAAGAGUACGUGCACCGCUUUGGGAUCUUCGGCGAGAACUUGAUCAGAGCUGUUGAGCAUCAGGCACUGGACCCCACUGCAAUUCAUGGGGUCACUCCGUUUAUGGACUUGACCGAGGAGGAAUUCGAGAGAAUGUAUGCUGGUGUUUUGGGUGGAGGUACUGUACCAGUGGAGAAAGGUUCUGUUUCUUUCAUGGAUGCAAGUGGUUUGCCUGAUAGUUUUGACUGGAGAGAGAAAGGGGCUGUCACUGAUGUCAAGAUGCAGGGUUCUUGUGGAUCAUGCUGGGCUUUUAGUACCACUGGAUCCGUUGAAGGAGCAAAUUUUAUUGCAACAGGGAAGCUUCUCAAUCUCAGUGAACAACAGCUUGUUGAUUGUGACAGGGUGUGUGAUAAGACAGACAAGGCUUCAUGCGACGAUGGUUGCGGUGGAGGACUCAUGACCAAUGCCUACAGGUAUUUGAUUGAAGCAGGGGGGUUACAAGAGGAGAGUUCAUACCCUUAUACAGGUAAAAGUGGCGAAUGCAAGUUUGAUCCUGAGAAGAUAGCUGUAAAAGUUGCUAAUUUCACCAAUAUCUCUGUUGACGAGAACCAAAUUGCGGCAAAUUUAGUUCACCAUGGACCUCUUGCAAUUGGAUUGAAUGCAAUAUUCAUGCAAACUUAUAUCGGGGGAGUCUCGUGCCCACUUAUUUGCGGCAAGAAAUGGCUCAACCAUGGUGUUCUGCUUGUCGGGUAUGGUGCAAGAGGCUACUCCAUUCUUAGAUUUGGCUACAAGCCGUAUUGGAUCAUCAAGAACUCAUGGGGAAAGCAUUGGGGAGAGAAGGGAUAUUACCGGCUUUGCAGGGGACAUGGUAUGUGUGGCAUGGACAAGAUGGUCUCUGCAGUGGUAACCAAGGUUGCCUAAAUAUACCCGUGCAAGCCGAACCAAAGUGACGAAAGAAGAAGAAUAAAGAUUAAACUUGGUCUGUCAAAUCUAGUUAAAGUCUAGCUAGCUACUUGUUAUUUUGCUAGUUAAAAAGGAUACCCAUGAGUGUACACGGGUUAUGGAUUAUGCACUACGUAAUCAAAAUACCAUGCUUUGCCUAUUGGUUUCCUCA
Molecule: messenger RNA, 1395 nt
Organism: Populus euphratica (Euphrates poplar)
Lineage: Eukaryota; Viridiplantae; Streptophyta; Magnoliopsida; Malpighiales; Salicaceae
Product: cysteine proteinase 15A
Exons: 4
Coding region: 60-1202 (380 amino acids)
Biological process (GO): proteolysis
Molecular function (GO): cysteine-type peptidase activity
Source: RefSeq, a predicted model, not a curated record